AUGGCAGCACUCAGUGAAAAGGAGGCAGCUCAUCAGCUAGAAGAUUCAAGGGCCACCGCGACAGAUGAGGAAAUCAGCGCUGCCAAUGCAGACUUUGCUGCUGCUUUGAGUCAUAAUGCUCCCAGUCCAUGGGGACGUGGACACAUUGCCCUUUAUGGCUGCUGCCUUAUCGUGUAUCUUUGUUCCACGAUGAAUGGAUACGAUGGCUCUCUCAUGGGCAGCAUCAAUGCUUUACCAAACUACCUUCACUACUACAACGUGUCCGAAAAUGAACAGGCGGGCACUGGGAUCGUCUUUGCAAUCUUCCAGGUUGGGCAAAUGACAGGUGCACUGUUCGUCUGGUUGGCCGACUGGAAAGGCAGAAAGGUGCCAAUAUUCCUCGGCUGCGCCGGCGUGAUUGUCGGGACGAUCGUCACUGCCACAGCUAAGACGAUGGCUGUUUUCAUCGGCGGUCGCUUCUUGCUCUCGUUCUUCUGCACGUGGGCUACGACUGCAGCACCCAUGUACAUCGUCGAGAUCGCUCCCCCUCUGUAUCGGGGUACUGUGUCUGGACUCUAUAACACGCUCUGGUAUAUGGGUUCCAUCAUUGCCACCUUUGCUGUCUACGGGACUCAUCUUCAUUUUACCUCGAAUCUGGACUGGCGUCUGCCACUGUGGCUCCAACUGCUCUGCCCAGGUAUUGUUUGUCUCACGGUGUGGCUUCUUCCAGAAUCUCCUCGUUUCUUGGUUGCCACCGACCGCCUUGAAGAAGCUCGGGAUUUCAUUGUGAAAUACCACGCAAAUGGAGAUGCGGCGCACCCCAUUGUCAACCUCGAACUCAACGAAAUCCGACACAAUUUGCGUGAUGUUCCAUUGGCGUCAUGGAGCAACUUCUUCGAUCUUCGGAUUCUCGUCAAGUCCCGCUCGAGACGAUAUCGAAGCAUGUUGAAUCUUGCCUGGAGUUGGUUUGGCCAGUUCUCUGGAAACAACGUGAUAUCUUACUAUCUGCCCCUGCUCCUCACCAACGUUGGGGUCACGGACACCAAUACUGUCCUCUUGCUCAAUGCAGUGUACGCCUUGACGGGUUGGAUCGCUGCUGCUGCUGGAGCUCGCUUCCAUGAUGUGUUUGGCCGGCGUAAAAUGAUGCUCGGCUCGACGUUUGGCAUGAUCAUCUGCCUAUCCAUCACGGCCGGGACUGCGGCAGGAUACGUCAAUACUGGAUCUAAAAGCUCGUCUGAUGCGAGCAUCGCCUUUAUCUACGUCUUUGGUGUGGUUUUCGCAUUCGCUUACACCAGUAUGCAGCCCAUCUACCCUGCUGAAGUCAUGUCGAACGAAAUGCGAGCCAAAGGCAUGUGGCUCUUCCAGUUUACCGCUGGCCUCGCCUCAUUCGUCAACACGUUCGCCGCCCCCGUCGCCCUGAAGAACAUCAAGUAUUGGUUUUACGUCUUCUUUGUGUUCUGGGACUGCUUCGAGUUCCUGUUCAUCUAUUUCUUCUUUGUCGAAACCAAAGGCAGGACUCUUGAAGAACUUGAUGAGGUGUUUGAAGCGAAGAAUCCGAGGAAAGCAAGUACGAGAAAGAUUGUGGUAAGGAGGGGGGAGCUUGUCGACAAGGACGAUGUCCACGAUGUUCAGGUUUCCAAAGAAGACCAUCUCGCCUAA
Molecule: messenger RNA, 1638 nt
Organism: Fonsecaea nubica
Lineage: Eukaryota; Fungi; Ascomycota; Eurotiomycetes; Chaetothyriales; Herpotrichiellaceae
Exons: 7
Coding region: 1-1638 (545 amino acids)
Biological process (GO): transmembrane transport; carbohydrate transport
Cellular component (GO): membrane
Molecular function (GO): carbohydrate:proton symporter activity
Source: RefSeq, a predicted model, not a curated record